Punica granatum (pomegranate) is the source of this 814-nucleotide messenger RNA. The record is from RefSeq and is a predicted model, not a curated record. Lineage: Eukaryota; Viridiplantae; Streptophyta; Magnoliopsida; Myrtales; Lythraceae.
CAGCUCUCAUAUAUGGGGAUGAACCUUAUCUUAAAAAUUGCACAUGUGGCCAAUAGACACAAAACCCAGAGGUUGCGUCGUCGUCUUUUCUCACUUUUGCUCUAACGGAACCAAUGUUGAAGCAUCAUCUCCAUCUCCCCGGAAGUAGAACUGAUGUGCUCUUCUCCUUCCUUCCGAAACCACCAUCUCCACAUUACUCAAUAAGCUAUUGGACUUCUGCCUUUGUAGCUUCGAGGACACUGCAGCCAAUUUUUACGACACUUUAUGAAGCUCUGAAAAUACGGGCUCCAACUCGACGAGGAGCUUUGAGCUCUGGUCAGUGUUCUGCGAGGCGGAGAUCGGUGAGAUAUGGGACCGAUGAUUAUGAAGACGGUGAAGAAGAAGAGUACAGGCACAACGAGGAGAUUGCCAUGUUGGAACUGUACAGUCAGUCCGCUAGAGGGGAAGCACUUAUUGUACAUGCUUCCGUGGAUGGAGAGGAUGUCGAAGUUCUAAUCUUCAAGUACUUGGUAAAUUUAGUAACGAGUGUUGAUUGUGGGGUGUAUGGAAAAUGGAAGCAGGGGUUUUCAUCAAGCUUGAGCUACGGGACAUCACCGGACCCAACAAGAAGCAUUCUCCCGGCGAGGGCAGAGAUAAAGUCCAUCGACCGGAUCAAGGGACCUUUCGAGCCGUCCAAAAUUGAGUACAUCGAAAAGGACCUUAAGUGGGAGUAUUUCAAGUCCAAUUUCCUCGCCAAUUGAGUCAACAUGUAAUAUUGUGAAUUUUGAUCCGAAAGAUGUGACAUUUGGGAAUUCCAUUUGCGUACUAUUUUUCA